Paramecium octaurelia is the source of this 1002-nucleotide messenger RNA. NCBI's taxonomy places the organism in Eukaryota, Ciliophora, Oligohymenophorea, Peniculida, Parameciidae. The record is from the annotation of a GenBank genome assembly.
UUAAUAUACACAUGUCGAUUGAAGUAGCCAAAGCUAUUGGAUUUGAGACAGAAGAAGUCAAGGCUUUAUGCACAGACAGAGAUGCAAUUUUAUAUUCCCUUGGUAUAGGAUAUAGUUCUGAUCCCAUGAAUGCAGAAGAACUUCCUUACACUUAUGAAUUACAUGAAGAUUUCAAAGUAUUUCCAACAUACACCACAUGUCUUCAUAAAACUGAUAUCUUUAAGGUCAACUGAAUCAAUGAUUAUUAGGCUUUGACUUCUUGCCCAGGAAUUCCAAAUUUCAAUCCAAUGAUGUUAUUGCAUGGAGAAUAGAGAAUAUAAGUCCUGAGACCUUUGAAAGCAGGAGUUGAAUACGUUACUAAAGGAAAGAUAGCCAACAUUUCUGAUAAGGGAAAAGGAGCUUUAAUAUAAUUCGAUUUAUUAAGUUCUGAAGUGGAUGCUUAAGGAAAGAAGACCUUGGCUUUUGUCAACACAUUAUCACUCUUCAUAAGAGGAUUAGGAGGCUUUGGACAUAAAGGAAAUCCAGUUGAAAACAUCCCUGCCACUCCUAAAAGACCAGCUUGCAAGGAAGUCAAAUAAGUCACAACACCAAAUCAAGCUAUAAUAUACAGAUUGUCUGGUGAUAUCAAUCCAUUACACAUUGACCCUGUAAUAGUUAUUUAAAUUGAAUUUAGAAUAUGGCUGCUCUAGGAGGAUUUGAUAAGCCAAUUUUACAUGGAUUGUGCACUUACGGUAUUUGUGCCAAAGCUGCCAUUCAGACAUUUACUUAAGUAUAAAGAGUGUAGUAAUUUUAGGGAAAUGGUGAUACUCUUAAGAAUAUGGCUGCAAGAUUUACUUCUCAUGUUUUCCCUGGAGAAACUUUACUGAUUUCUUUAUGGAAGGAAGGAACUAGAGUUUAAUUUUCAGCUAAAACUUAAGAAAGAGGAAUAGAAGUCAUUGUUGGUUUUGUGGAGUUUAAUGAGAAGGCUAAGUUAUGAAAUAAUUAUAAAAUAAAUUAGUGGAU